CUCCGCCAGACCGCCAUGGACUCGCAGCCACACGAUCCCUCCCCUUUCCUCCCCCCUCUCCCUGUCGGCCUGGGGUGGGGGCUCGGCUGGCUCACGCGCAGCUCGCCCGGCCGACCUCGUGGGGCCCGCGUCGGUCGAUGCCAUGUGGGGCCGCGGCGCUCCCCGGGCCCACACGCCCGCCGUGGGGUAGAGUGGCUUAAGUACUCCGGGGAGCAGAGAGAACAGCCAGGUUCUCGGUUCUCCUCCUCCGUCUUCUGGCAUAGCUUCUUGAGUUCUUCCCUCUGCAGCCACAACAAUUUACAAGUAGCGGCGGGGGCGGCGGCGGCGGCGGCUGUUCUGCACGCUUCCGGGGGUCUCGAAGCCGAGGACGGCGUGACGGAGGCGACGAGGAUUCAGCUGCCGCGUGCGAGUUGCUGCAUGAGCACCAUGGCGUGGUAUCCGUUGCCACAGAGUGGAAGCGCGUUGUUGGCCGGGGACGAGUUCUUCGAGAACCAGAGCGCCGGCUGGUCGCUGUGGAGCUUCAGCUCCUCCGACGAUCAGAACACAGCCGCCACCGCGUGUUCAGAGGAGCAAUCUGUCCCGGCGCCACUGGAGCCGCAUCAGUGCACGCACCCAACCGACGACAUCUUCCUGAGCCAGUUCUCGGAUGAGGAGAUGCGGCGGAUGGAUACCCCGUUCGAGGCGCUGGACAUGUUCCCAGACUCCAUGCACCGGCUCCUCUCCUACGAGGACAUGCUCAGCGGCGUGCUCACUGGGAAUUCGUCGGAGGAUCAGGACGCGAAGCUGGACCGGAACGGGGUGGACACCAUGGACACCUGCGGCUUCCCUCUGUUCAGCCACGACCUGCAGGACGCGGAGCCGAACAACAGCGAGGAGGUGCUAGCGGAUACCCCGUCCAUGGAUAAGGAUGGGAUGGGCACGACGAAGAGGAGCAGGUCGUUUGCUCAUGACGAGAGCCCGAGGGGCUUCGAGGCGCUGGUGCUCGAGGAACUCGAGGACGUGGUGUUCCAGCUGACCAAGAAGACGCGGAUCUGCUUCAGGGACGCCUUCUUCAGGCUGGCUGAAUGCUCAUCGAAAGCCCCCCGGUGCAGCGGCCCCAGCAGGCAGAGCGUUCAGCGAGCAGCUGAGGGCACUGCGUCCAGUGCCCCAGCAGCAGCAGGUUGCCCCCCGGAGCGCGGGACGAACGCGAUCGACAGGACGGUGGCGGACCUGACGAUGAGGCCGCCGUGCUCCCCUCCUCUUCAGGUCCACGGUAGCUGCUUCGCCGGCGGCUCGGGGGCAGCGGCGCAGUCCGCGACCGGCUGGACGGCGAGGGCGUAGGAGGAGACUGGAAGACUGAUCGAUGUUUUUUCCCCGCUACGACGACGAUGGCCAUGUGUUUGCGAAGAUGCAGUAGAAGCAGAGAUUCGUACAUACCGCUGUGACAUCUCUCCUUUUUUUUCCCUUAUUUAUAUCAGAGACUACGAGCAGAGGAACAUCAUACAUGACUAGCCUCCGUUUUGUACGUUUGUGCGUGUUGGAGCACUUUGCCUGGUUCUGGCAGUAAAACAUUUGCGAAGUUUAUCUGCAACGCAGUGUAA
Panicum hallii is the source of this 1580-nucleotide messenger RNA. RefSeq lists its product as uncharacterized. Gene Ontology annotation, biological process: circadian rhythm; regulation of DNA-templated transcription. Lineage: Eukaryota; Viridiplantae; Streptophyta; Magnoliopsida; Poales; Poaceae. The record is from RefSeq and is a predicted model, not a curated record. The transcript has 6 exons. The coding region runs from base 16 to 1320 and encodes 434 amino acids.